Molecule: messenger RNA, 936 nt
Organism: Manis javanica (Malayan pangolin)
Lineage: Eukaryota; Metazoa; Chordata; Mammalia; Pholidota; Manidae
Source: RefSeq, a predicted model, not a curated record
AUGGAGGCUAGUAACCUUGGGAAGAUUUUCCUCCUAGAGGUCGAUGAACCCACAGUUCACUUGGGAGCGAACGGUGCCUUGUUUUACAUCAACACUUCCUUCUGCGCGGGGCGCCGUAGCCGGCGCUGCCCGUGGGGGGCGAGGCGCCGAUGCCGCGCCGGGACAGAGACGGGGGCAACCGGGACGGGCCAGGCAGCCGGCGGAGGGGCCGGGGCCCCGCCCGCCGCGGAAGCGGGCAGAGGACUAGAAAGACCCCCAUCCAUACCAGAGACACCACCCUCCCUCCCCCGGCGAUUUUGCUUCCAAGUCGAGCCAACUACAGACACUCCAGGCGCCUGGACUCAGCGUGGGGACCGGCCCGGGGCAACCGGGGGCCGCGCGCAGCCCGCCCCUCGGCCCCCUCUCCGCCACCGGGACCCUUCACCCGCCCCAGGCCGGGGACGCGCGGGCGGCCGCUCAGAGGCCGGCGGGCGGGCGCGAGCCGCGCCUUAUAUCCGCGGAGGGCGGCGCUUGCGCAGGGACCCGCGCGGCGGCGCGGCCUUUGAAGUCCCGGCGGCUGCUGCUUUCAUCCCGUCUUUCUUCCCCUGCAAGCCCCUUUGUGUGACUAAAUUUGGCAAGAAUAUGGAUCCGAGCCAGUUUUUCCACGUGUGCUCCCAGCUCCCAGCUGAGAAGGCCAAGGGUUCUCUUCCGGGUAAGAAGACAGGGAGAAAGAUCAAAGAGUUUGGGGAGCUGGAUCUGAAAUGUGAAUUGAAAAUAAAAAUCAAGCCUGGACACAUUCCAGCUUCUAAAGCAAAACCAACCGUCAGCAGAGGCCAUCUAGCUAGGAUUUUCUUUCUUCUGCUCCCUUUCUUUCCCGCAACCAUUCUUGAGCACAUGGAAGAAAAUAAGGAAGACAUGGGGAAACACUUAGUUUCUCCAGAAAUUGUUUUGCAGUAA